Messenger RNA from Prunus armeniaca (apricot), 438 nucleotides. Lineage: Eukaryota; Viridiplantae; Streptophyta; Magnoliopsida; Rosales; Rosaceae. The record is from the annotation of a GenBank genome assembly.
AUGGGGAGUGCCCCUGCCGAGCAGCUCGAGACUGAAGGCCAAGGAAUAAGCAAUGACGCUACACAACAUAAGCAGCAUGAGUAUAGGGUUGGUGUGGAAGAGAAGUUGGUCUGGAAAUCGCAGCUGGACCAGCGUCAUGGUUGUGGGAAUGGUGAAGGCAAAGAUGCAAUGGUGGAUCAUAUUCAUAGGGUUGGUUUGUUGUGCUGGAAAGUAGUUGAUCAACAACUGCUGGUGAUUCACAAACUGAAAAUUAAUCAUCCUCACAUAAGAAAAAUGAUAUAUUGCCAUGUUUGGCUUGGAGUGGGGAGGAGAAAUUUUUCUUUGGGUGGGUUUGGCAAGAUUCAAAGCUUAGGGCGCUAUUUAACAUUACCAUGGCUCCAAGUUGUCAACACGGACGAGCACAAGCGCCAAACCCAGGCACGAUUUUCUUUUUGGUAA